Capsicum annuum is the source of this 399-nucleotide messenger RNA. RefSeq lists its product as uncharacterized. NCBI's taxonomy places the organism in Eukaryota, Viridiplantae, Streptophyta, Magnoliopsida, Solanales, Solanaceae. Gene Ontology annotation, molecular function: protein binding. Bases 1 to 399 code for a protein of 132 amino acids. The transcript has 3 exons. The record is from RefSeq and is a predicted model, not a curated record.
AUGGCAAUGAUAAGUCGCGGCAGUAAGAGACGUUAUGUUGAAGGGGGCGAACUUGAUAGACUUACCGCUCUUCCCGUUAGUGUCAAACACCAGAUUCAGGAGCGCUUGUCUAUGGAGGAAGCUGCACGAAUGAGUAUUUUGUCUAGACCGUGGAGACAUGUUUGGUCUUCAAUCCCAUUCAAAUUCAUUGUUGACAAAAGCUGUAAUGUCACUGUUCUUGCUAGUUUCUGUUUAUUGAGUAGGAGGCAGGCUAGAUUUGGAGACUUCCUCAGUUCUGAUCAAAUGUGUUGGACAACGUCUACCCCUUCAGAGAGGAAUGAUGCCAUGAAACAUGAGAGGAUUACUGAGAGUACCUCAUCGACCUUACUUCGGACUAUGUGGCUGAUCCGCAGGCAAUGA